AUGAGUGCUAGGUCUAGUAUGGAAAAUAUUGAGAAGCAUGUCUUCCAACAUGAUGUCACUGAUAAAGUUGACACCAAUCAAACUGCUUCGGUUGUAGAGGUUGAUGACGGUGAAACCAAUGAACCACCAAUUAAUAAUGUUAUGGAAACUAAAAGUAAGAAUCUUAUGAUUAAAAAAACAGAAAUUAUGUCUGCUGUUUGUGAUAAAUGGUAUCAACAUGUACUAUUAAUCUUUUGCGCUUUCAUUUGUGGUUAUGGUUAUGGUUUAGAUGGUAAUAUUCGUUAUAUAUAUACCGGUUAUGCUACUUCAUCAUAUGCAGAACAUUCAUUGUUAUCUACCAUUAACGUUAUUAAUGCCGUCAUAAGUGCAGUCUCGCAGAUUAUGUAUGCAAGAUUAUCCGAUGUCUUUGGUAGAUUAUCUUUAUUCAUUGCUGCAGUAAUAUUAUACGUUGUUGGUACUAUUAUUCAAUGCCAAGCUUAUGAUGUUCAAAGAUAUGCCGCUGGUUCAAUUUUCUAUAAUGCAGGUUAUGUUGGUGUUCUUUUGGUAUUAUUACUAAUUUUAUCAGAUUUUUCUUCUUUAAAAUGGAGAUUAUUCUAUCAAUUUGCACCAACUUGGCCAUUUAUUAUUAAUACAUGGAUUUCUGGUAAUAUUACAUCUGCAGCCAAUCCAAUCAAGAAUUGGUCUUGGGAUAUAGGUAUGUGGGCUUUCAUCUUCCCAUUAUCAUGUGUUCCAAUCAUCUGCUGUAUGUUAUACUUCAGAUGGAAAGCCUCAAAGACUCCAGAAUGGCAAGCUAUAAGUCAUGAAAAGACUAUGUAUCAAGAAUAUGGGUUGACUUCAACUAUUUGCCAAUUGUUCUGGCAAUUAGAUAUUAUUGGUGUAAUUUUGAUGGGUUGUAUAUUAGGCUGUAUCCUUGUUCCUCUAACAUUAGCAGGUGGUACUCAAUCUAAAUGGAAUGAUGGUCGUAUCUUAGGUCCAUUUGUCUUAGGUUUUGUUUUAAUUCCAUUCUUUUCAUACUGGGAAAUUAAAUUUGCUAAAUAUCCUUUAGUUCCAGGUAAAUUAAUUAAAGAUCGUGGUGUUUGGGCUGCUCUAGGUAUCUCUUUCUUGAUUGAUUUCAUUUAUUAUAUGGCUGCUGAUUAUUUGUAUACUGUUCUGAUUGUUUCAGUUAAUGAAUCGGUUAAAUCUGCCACAAGAAUUUCAUCCUUAUCUUCUUUCGUCUCAACUGUCGCAUCACCAUUCUUUUCAUUGUUUUUAACAAGAUUCACAAGAUUAAAGCCAUUCAUCAUUUGUGGUUGUUCCCUUUGGUUCUUAAGUAUGGGUCUACUAUACCAUUUCAGAGGUGGUUCAGAAUCUCAUUCAGGUAUCAUCGGUGCUCUUUGUGUAUGGGGUUUAGGUACUGUGUUAUUCACAUAUCCAGUCAAUGUCUCUUGUCAAGCUGCCACUAGUCAUGAAAAUAUGGCUACUGUUACAGCAUUAAAUUAUACCCUUUACAGAAUCGGUUCAGCUGUUGGUGCUGCUGUGUCUGGUGCCAUUUGGACACAAAAACUAUAUGGACAAAUCUUAAAGAAGAUGGGAGAUGAGACAUUAGCUCAAGCUGCUUAUUCUUCACCGUAUACAUUUAUUGUCACUUAUACAUGGGGUACACCUGAGAGAGAGGCAUUGGUCCAGGCAUAUCGAUACAUUCAAAGGUUGGAAACAGUAGUGGCUUUGGUCUUCUGUGUUCCAUUGGUCGGGUUAUCUCUAUGUUUAAGAGAUGCUAAAUUGACUGAUAGUGUUGCCCAUAAUGAUAUUGCUGAAGGUGAAUACAUUGAUAAGAAAUCCGAUGAUCCAAUUGGCGAGUUCUUUGUUCGUAUGUUCGGUAGAGGUAAGGAUUCUCAACAUUCUCACAAUAACGUCACUGAUUCAUCAACUACAACAGAUAGUCAUAAGACUGAAUCUUUUACAGAAAAGGACUCUCAGCACAAAGCAUAA
Maudiozyma saulgeensis is the source of this 1968-nucleotide messenger RNA. The record is from the annotation of a GenBank genome assembly. Lineage: Eukaryota; Fungi; Ascomycota; Saccharomycetes; Saccharomycetales; Saccharomycetaceae.